This is a messenger RNA of Prorocentrum cordatum, 423 nucleotides long. Lineage: Eukaryota; Dinophyceae; Prorocentrales; Prorocentraceae. The record is from the annotation of a GenBank genome assembly.
AUGCAGGAGAGCCGGCACAGCAGCAGGAGGCUGGAGGAGGUCUCUGCCUCGACGCUCGAGCUGGCAGGCAGCGUGCGCCUGCUGCACGAGGGGCAACAGCAGCUCGCCCGCGCCCUGGAGGAGCCGCGGCGGGGCCCCCGGCCCGACCGGCGCGCGGGCGACGCGGACGCCCGCCGCGGCCUCGACCGGCUGGAGGCGGCCGCGGCGGCCUCGGCGCGGACGCUGGCGGCGCUGGAGGAGCGGCUGCGCUCGGUGGAGGGCGCCGUGCAGUCGGUGCUGCAGAGGAGCAGCGACGUGCGCCUCCUCGAGGCGCUGGUGGAGACCUUCGUGGCCGGCGGGUGCGGGCAGGCCGGCACCGGAGGCUCCGAGGCCCCCGGCAGGGCCGCCCAGCCCGCCCUCAGGUGCCGCGGCGAGGAGGUCUGA